AUGAAUAAACAUCAUGAAGAACUUAUAAAACAUUUUGAACAAUUAAUUGGUGUUCAAAAAGAAUUAAAAGAAUCGUUUAAUAUUAUUGAAUCAACUUGGCAAACAGAACAAGAACAUCCAUGUUUAACUACAAUAGAUCAAUGGGAACAAGAAAUUAUAACACGUAUUCAACAAAUUGCUGAAAAUGCUCGACAAACUACGCAUGAAAUGAUGACAAAGAAUAUGGUUGAUAUUCGUUCUCGAUUAGAUCAACUUGCUAUUGAUAUGGAACAACGUCAACAGGAAAAAAAUUAUUUAGAUAAUGAUGUUGUUCGAGUCAAACAUCAAUUAGAACAAUUAGAUCAUACUAUUAAACAUAUUAAUGAAAAAAUUCGAAUAAAUUAUUCAGCAACUAAUAAAGUAGAUUGGAAUUCAUUAAUCUAUGUUACAGCCGAUAAAAAAUUCAUGGGAAAUCGUUUUAAUUUAUCAGAAUUAAAUAAUGAACAAGAAAGUUCUCAAGAGAAAAUUUGGAAUAAUUUACGAAAACUUAUUAAAACUAAAUAUAUAAAUAUUAAUGAUCGAGAUAAACAAAUAAAUUUAAAACAUGAUACAUCUGUAAUGUUUGAACCAAUUACUCUUACUUCAUAUGGUUCAUCAUUAUUAAAAGAAAAUUCGAAUUUAAAAUCCGAAACAACGAUUUCGAAUAAUACACAAGCAAAUCCUUUUUUAAAUAAUGAUCCAUUUAAUUAUUCAACUUUUACAAUACUCGAUUCGGAUCCAUUUCUUCCUCAUACAUCAGAUGCAUAG
This is a messenger RNA of Adineta steineri, 786 nucleotides long. The record is from the annotation of a GenBank genome assembly. NCBI's taxonomy places the organism in Eukaryota, Metazoa, Rotifera, Eurotatoria, Adinetida, Adinetidae.